UAAUUUGUGAGAAGACAUCAGUAGCAGUUUCUUUCAUAGGAACAUGGAUGAAAAAGACACCAAGAACAGUGAUGGGGACCUUCCUCCAUACAGCCUCUUCCCCAGGACGAAGCAGCCCAAGAAGAAGUGGAUUGUGGGAGUUUCUGUGGCACUUGUUCUUGUCCUCAUCACUGUUGUGUCAAUUUUAAUUGGAGUCUACAUGACUCAGAAACACACAGAAACGAUGGUGAUGAUGAAGCUCAACUCUCAGGAUGGACACAAUUUCCAGCAGACAAUCUUGGUGAAUGAAGAGGAAGAUGUGGCGGUCUUCUUUGUCCUCAAGAAAAAUUGUUCCUCCACCAUUCUGUUUGAUUAUAAGCGUAGAAUCCUUGGUUUGCGGACUUCCAACAGCACCAUAUGUCAGUUACUGAGGAUGGAUGAUGUUCAAACUCCAUCUAUACCUGAAAUACUGAAGAUGAUAAGAAUUUUCCAGAAUAAUAACACUCAACCAAGCGAAAAAAUAAGCUAUAAUAUUAUACCAGUCAAAGAAGCAAAUCGGGUCAAUUUGGGAAUGAAUUUAAACAUUCUCUGCUCUGAUGUACCCAUCUACUGGUCAAAAAUGGUGGAUCUUCAGGAACGGAAAAUUCAUGGCAAUGUUACAGUUGAUAUUCAAGUUGGAUGUAUUCACAUUAAAUGCACUAUAAUUUGGUUCUAGGCUUUAGGAAAAGGAUUGCUGUCAAUCUAUACAUAACAUUGGUUACCUGUAUCCUAUGAAUAUUUGUAAAAUAAAGAUGUAGAUACAGGCACAAAAU
Molecule: messenger RNA, 791 nt
Organism: Rana temporaria (common frog)
Lineage: Eukaryota; Metazoa; Chordata; Amphibia; Anura; Ranidae
Exons: 6
Coding region: 44-694 (216 amino acids)
Biological process (GO): regulation of cell population proliferation; respiratory gaseous exchange by respiratory system
Cellular component (GO): extracellular region
Source: RefSeq, a predicted model, not a curated record